AUAGUUUACAUUUUCAAAGGAGUCAUUAAAUUAUGUCAAUGAGAAAUCAGUCAUUAUUAAAUGAAUUAUUUCUCUCCGGAAUAUCUGCUUUUCCAACUCUUGAACUUACUUUCUUCCUCUUCUUCCUUCUCAUCUACCUUCUGACAUUAAUCUGGAAUUCUCUGAUCAUUGUCCUCAUAGUCACCUCCUCUCACCUCCAUGUUCCUAUGUAUUUCUUCCUCGGGAACCUGGCCGGUUUGGACCUCUGUUAUUCCUCAGUCACCGUCCCACGAAUGUUAUUUGAUCUUCUCACCAAGACAAGAAAGAUUUCCAUAACAGCUUGUAUAACCCAAUUCUUCUUCUUCAUGUUCUUUGCGGGUUCUGAGGUUUCUCUGUUGGCUGUCAUGUCCUAUGAUCGAUAUUCCGCCAUUUGUCAGCCAUUACAUUACACACAGAUCAUGAGUUGGAGAGUCUGUGUACAGUUGAUGACCAUUGUGUGGUGUGUCGGCUUUACCAAUUCUUUAGUUCACACACUUCAUGCCUUCAAAUUAACUUUUUGUGGAUCAGAUAUUAUAGAAAGUUUCUUCUGUGACCUUCCAAUAAUACUUCAGAUCUCCUGCAGUGACAUCAACAUCAACAUUCUGCUAAUUUUUGUCUUUGGUAGCCUCCUUGGAUUUGGGUCUCUAAUACUGACCUUCCUGCCCUAUGUCUAUAUAGUCAAAACGGUUCUUAAAAUUCAAGCCAAGGGCAAUAGGAGUAAAGUUUUCUCCACUUGUACCUCUCACCUGACAGUUGUGUUUAUUUUUUUUGGCUCUGGAAUGUUCAAUUAUUUUUGGUCAAGUUCUAGUCAUCAUUUUUCUGGUGAAAAAGUUGUGUCCGUCUUUUACACGGUGAUCGUUCCUCUCCUGAAUCCUGUCAUUUACAGUCUGAGGAACCAGGAUUUUAUAACAGCAUUUCAAAGUGUUUUCAGGAAGAUCUUCCCACCAAAAUAGCGAUAUGGAAAUAAUGUACAGAUCUACCUUCCUAUGACCUAUAGCAGAAAUCCUGAUGGGACCAUUGCUGCAAGAAAAUAUAAAAGACUCACUGCUAGAAU
This is a messenger RNA of Rana temporaria (common frog), 1072 nucleotides long. RefSeq names its product olfactory receptor 1019-like. The record is from RefSeq and is a predicted model, not a curated record. Lineage: Eukaryota; Metazoa; Chordata; Amphibia; Anura; Ranidae. Gene Ontology annotation, biological process: G protein-coupled receptor signaling pathway. The transcript has a single exon. The coding region runs from base 33 to 971 and encodes 312 amino acids. Gene Ontology annotation, molecular function: G protein-coupled receptor activity; olfactory receptor activity. Gene Ontology annotation, cellular component: membrane.